Calliphora vicina (urban bluebottle blowfly) is the source of this 4158-nucleotide messenger RNA. RefSeq lists its product as uncharacterized. Gene Ontology annotation, biological process: response to endoplasmic reticulum stress; positive regulation of ERAD pathway. The coding region runs from base 255 to 3761 and encodes 1168 amino acids. Lineage: Eukaryota; Metazoa; Arthropoda; Insecta; Diptera; Calliphoridae. The record is from RefSeq and is a predicted model, not a curated record. Gene Ontology annotation, cellular component: endoplasmic reticulum. The transcript has 14 exons.
CCUGUCAAAGGCAGAAAAAACUAGUCAGUUUUUUAGAAUAAUUUUCACACAAGAAAAUUAUGUUUGUAAUUUUCAAGCAAAUUUAAUCAAGAAACUUUUGCUGAAAAACGCUAAUUCUUGAACAAAAAUAAUGUGGAUAAAGAAACUUAAUAGAUUGAAUAACUAAAAGAAAACACCAUAGAAACACGGGGAGGAAGCAAUAAGAUAAACAAAAAAUCUAGUAGCCACCGCUAACUAUAAGAAGAUAUUGUAUUAUGGCAGAUACAGCGGCACCUGAAGUAGUUUCUACAAACCACGAAACACCAGUUUCCAACGCGAACAACAGCGAAAAUGCUGCACAAAAUGCAACUCAUUCACAACAGGAGGCAGAUCAAACGACAGGGCAAGAAACAGCUUCAACUUCUCAACAAUCAGCAGCUGCUAAUAUUCCACCAGCCCCAACACAACAACAAGAGCCUCAGCCACCACCAUUACCACCCCGAGAGCAGCAACCUGCUACUAUUCAAAUCGGUGCAAAUCAAAUGGCCAAUAUCAUAAGUGUCAGUUAUUUGGCUGCCAAUGGACUUAAUAAUCAACGCAAUCGUGGUGGUGCCGCACCGGGUCAGAAUAACAUUAUGAACAUGCGUAAUCGUCUAUUUCAUGCCAUUUACUUCAAAGUGGCUUUAAUCUAUGCCCAAAUGUUUCCCAAACCUUUUCAACGUAUCUUGGAGUAUUUUUUCUUAAUUAAAGCCUUGCUAUUUUUUUCGGCACUGGUUUAUAUACACAUGUCAUUUAUUAAAAAUCCAGCAACAUGCUUAGAACAUGUACAAGAUUGGCCAAGAGAUGGUGUACUUAGAGUUGAAGUUAUACCAAAUUUGGACAAACGUAUGCAAAUUUAUGAAAAGAAUCAAGCGCAUGAAAACUUUAUGCGUAAGCUGCAAUACGACUAUUUUUAUGGCAUUGGACCGAAAACUAAAAAUCAAUUGUAUCAUCAUCAAUAUGCCACAAACGAAACUUACACUUACUAUUUGCAACACGAGUCUACUUAUGCCGAUUACUUAAAAUACAAACAACUUAAUAAUGAAAACAAUGAAAAUAAUGAUAACGAGGAUGAUGAGCAGUAUAUAGUGGAAUAUUCUUUGGAAUAUGGCCAUUUACGUUUAUCGCCCGCCACACGCAAACGUUUGCAAAUACCUGUGCGUGUUGUGCAAUUGGAUCCUUUAAAUAAUAAAUGUUUUGGCGAUACAUUUAGUAAAUUUCUUUUGAAAGAAUUACUGGGCUAUGAUGAUUUAUUAAUGGCCUCGGUACGCGUUAUAGCAGAACAAGAAGAGAAUAAGGGUUAUUUGCGUAAUGUUAUAACCGGCGAGCAUUAUCGCUUUGUUUCAACAUGGUGGACAGCAUGGAGUUCAUAUCCCACAGCAUUUUUUGUGAUGUUAUUAUUUACCUUUUCAAUUUCGAUGUUAUUAAGAUUUUCCCAUCAUCAAAUAUUUGUUUUUAUAGUGGAUCUUUUGCAAAUGUUGGAAUUUAAUGUUAACGCUCGUUUUCCUAUAGCUCCUUUAUUAAUUGUCAUAUUAGCUUUAGUGGGCAUGGAAGCUAUAAUGUCGGAAUUUUUCAAUGACACUACCACAGCAUUUUACAUAAUAUUAAUUGUAUGGGUGGCCGAUCAAUAUGAUGCCAUUUGUUGUCACACCAGUAUUACCAAACGUCAUUGGCUAAGAUUCUUCUAUUUGUAUCAUUUUGCAUUUUAUGCUUAUCAUUAUCGUUUCAGUGGCCAAAAUCGUAGUUUGGCCUUGGUUUCAUCAUGGCUGUUCAUACAGCAUUCCAUGCUGUACUUUUUCCAUCAUUACGAGUUGCCUGUAAUUAUGCAACAAGCCCAAGUGCUCAUAUUAACUCGCAAUCAAAAUGUUGGCAAUGGGGGUGGUGGUGGUGUUGUUGCAAAUAUUGCAGCCGGUAUAAAUCAACAACAACAACGCCAACAGGAACAGCAAGGCCAGGCAAAUAUAGGGGAUGUUGGUCAACAGCAAGGUACGUUUGUGGCAAAUCGUAUAUUCCGUUUAGUACCACUACGACAGCAAAUGCCACAACAACAACAGCAUGGCGCUGCUGCUGGUCAGCAAGGGGGACAGGGGGGCCUGGGUGGCGGUGCACAUGUUGAUGGUCAGCAAAUGCAACCACAGCAAUUGCCAUUUGUUGGUGGUUUGCUGGAGCACUAUGCGGCACAAAAUGUUGGCGGUGCCCUGGGCAUGAUAAGACGUGCCUUAUUUGCCAGAGGUUGGCGUCAGCCCAUACGAGUGCGCAUACAAACAGCCGGCAACUUGCAGCGUAUUAAUUUGGGUUCCAUACAAAUAAAUCCCGAAAAUUUGGCACGUGUUUCACCGACACCAACACCUACAGCAACAGCAACAGGUGCAUCUACCACUAAUGCCGAAAGUACUACCGCAUCAGCUUCAAAUGCAACAAGUUCAGCAAAUCCAAUUGCUGAUUUAGAUACUUCACUAGCAACCGUCUCCACAAACAUUUUUAAUUCAUCAGAUGUCGAAACAAAUCAGAGGGAUGAAUAUCAAAAUCCAACUUCCGCAAAUAAUACAACGAUGACGACGACAACAACAGCAAACACAGAAACACUGACAACUAAAGAAACGGAAAUACUUGAAAACACUCCAACGGAAAACAAGGGUAUUCAACACAACCAGCAACAACAAUUGCAGCCGCCAACAACAGCAACAACAACAAUUCCGAAAGUUACAUUAAAGAAUAAUGCGGUUGAAACGUCUGUUGCUGUGGAGGCUCACAAUGCUCAGGAGCCGGAUGCUAAAGGCAGCCAUAAUGAAAAUCGAGUGGGUGUUAAUUUGCCCUUAGAAACCAUGGAAACUGGCAAAAAUAAUGGCAUUGAAAGUACUUUUGCCAACACGCUUAAUAAUACAAACCUAAAUGACAAUGAUAAAGACAUGGCAAAGAAGCUACAACAGCAGCAGCAGCAACAGCAACAUAUUAAAGAUGCAAAUGAGCAACAACAACUACUACAACUACAUUCAACAUGUAGCAGGAAAUUCAUAGACAAAGAUUUAAAUUGUUUGGAAAAACAAAAGACAAAUGAAAAUAAUAAGGAGGGAUAUUCUGCAAUGCCAGCAAAUGCUACAAACAAUGCAGGCGACGGCAUUGGCUAUAAAAUGGAGCAUGAAGUAGAAAUGGCAACAAUUGAAGCCAUAGACCACAAUAUACCGACAGCAGAGGGAGCCGAAUCAACAAAAUCAACAUCUAUAGAAAGCGAAACAAUACAUGAUGUUGAUGUUGCUGUGAUUGCUGAAAUGAUUGAUGAUAAAACAGCAAACAAACCAGCAACCACAGCAUUAUCAUCAUCAACAGCAUCAGUAGCAGCAGCUGAAGCAGUAGAAGUUGAAAGGUUAGCAGUAGCAGCAGCAACAGCGACAAAUGAAACCGAAAAUGCUACAUCAUUUUUGGGUGAUAACACAACAUCAGCAACAAUGGAAGGAGUUAAUAAAACAAAUAGCAGCAACAGCAACAGCAGCACUAGCAACAUUAGCUGUAGCAAUAGCAAUAGUAGUCAAAUAACAAGUCUGAGUAUGGAUAUUUGUAGUGUUGAACCUUCUACUACUUCUACAACAUUAUUAUUACCAAACAUCACCCCGGACACCGGACAUCAUAAUCAGUCACUGGAUUUAACGGCAAAUGCAUCAUCAACAACAACAACAGCAACAACACCAACUACAUCAAUAACAAAUUCGAUGACUUCUGAUGACGUCCAGUCCUCCACCACAUAAGUUUGUGUUGUUAUUUUUCUACUCGUUUUAAAUUUUUUUUUUUUUGGUCUCUACCCAUCCAGAUGUGUAAUAUUUUUUUUUAUAUAUUUUUGAGGGGGAAUUAUAAACAUUUUAGUUUUGCUCUUAGAUACCCGAGACCUCGGUUACGCUCUCCUAUCAAAGAUUCUAAAAAAGCAAGCCUACUUAAAGCCGCCCUUCUACUUUAAAAGCACUACAUAUGAUGACCCCCUCCCCUUGCUGUCUCUUGUCCUGGUUUUUUAUUUCAAAAAUAAAAUUUAAAAAAAAGUAAACUAAAAAUUAUAAAAAAAAAUAUGAAAGAAUAACAGAAACACAGUGUUACGAAAAAAAAAUAUAUAUAAACCUGAAAUGUAUGUAUAUUGAAUAUUUAAAUAUAAAA